Molecule: messenger RNA, 3804 nt
Organism: Closterium sp. NIES-65
Lineage: Eukaryota; Viridiplantae; Streptophyta; Zygnematophyceae; Desmidiales; Closteriaceae
Source: the annotation of a GenBank genome assembly
AUGAGUCUUUCCGCCGCCCUCCGCCCGUCGCGCACACUCGCCUCUCCCCGCCUCUCGCCCCGCUCCCCCGCCUGCGCGUCCGCGUCUCGGCCAUCUUGGCGAUCAACCGGCUCGUCGCAAUGCCCAUCGUCAGCGUUGCGAAGCUCGUUUGCGAAUGGCGAAGAGCUAAAGCGACGAACUUCGCUGGGUCAAUUGCCGCAAAGUCGCAGGCCGCAUCGCCUAGCCGCCAGGGUCCGUAUCCCCUUCUCUCCUUCCGCACCUCCUCCAUCUCGCCCCCCUUCGCGCCCGAUUGUAGCUCCGCUCCUGCCCCCCGUCGCCGCGUCCCUUGCGCAAUUGCCACCAUUGCGUCGCGCCGCGCGCUGUCCUCUCCAUCCCCCUCCCCUCCCCAUCCCCCCUCUUCUCCCUGUUCCCACUCUUCUCCCCAUCCUCCCUCUCCUCCCAAUCCUUCUUUUCCUCCCCAUUCCACCUCUCCUCCCCAUCCCGCACCAGGCCGCGGCGGCGGGCGCGGGGGCGGCAGCGCCAGGAGGCGGUGAGGGGGCGGCGGGGGGCAGCCCGGCGGGGGCGGGGCUGGCGGAGCGAGUGGUGGCGUUUCAGCGCGCGUUCUGGAAAUUCCUCCGCCCGCACACCAUCCGCGGCACCGUGCUCGGCACCUCCGCGGUGGUGGCGCGCGCGCUGCUGGAGAGCCCGCAGGCGAUCGACUGGGGGCUGAUGCCGCGCGCACUGAGAGGGCUGCUGGCGCUGCUGUGUGGUAAUGGGUACAUCGUGGGCAUCAACCAGAUCUAUGACACUGACAUUGACAGGGUGAACAAGCCGUUCCUGCCAGUGGCAGCAGGCGAGCUCUCCCCAACCCUCGCCGCGCUGCUCUGUCUGCUGCUCUCAGCUGCCGGCCUGGCCAUCGUGGCGCUCAACUUUGGGCGGCUCAUCACGGGGCUGUACGCGCUGGGGCUGCUGCUGGGGACCGUGUACUCGGUGCCGCCGCUGCGCCUCAAGCAGUAUCCCCUCCCAGCCUUCCUCAUCAUCGCCACGGUGCGCGGAUUCCUGCUCAACUUCGGCGUGUACUAUGCCACACGCGCUGCACUCGGCCUGCCCUUCGCCUGGAGUCCGUCGAUAGUGUUCAUAACGUGCUUCGUGACGCUGUUCGCCACUGUCAUCGCCAUCACCAAGGACCUGCCUGACAUCGAGGGCGACAGGCAGUUCAAGAUAGAGACCUUCGCCACGCGCCUGGGGGUGCGCAACAUCGCCUUCCUGGGCUCGGGGCUGCUCAUCGCCAACUACUGUGGCGCCGUCGCUGCCGCCCUGCUGCUGCCACAUGCGUUUCGCCAGGCUGUCAUGAUUCCCGCCCAUCUGCUCCUCGCUGCUGCUCUCGUCUACCAGACGUGGAAGUUGGAUGCAGCAGCCUACACCAAGUACAUAGUGGUAAUUAAAGUCACAGACAAGAAAGGGCCAGCAUUCCUUUCCGUAGUUCGUUCUGCUGAGGGCUUCGCGCGAAAGGGGGGGAGGGGCUGCGCGAGCGAGCGAGCUAUUGCGGGAAGGGGGGGUCGGUGCAUGGAUCCGAAGCAGGGCUCGUCGCACUCCGGCGAGCGGAAGAACCUCAAGCGGAAACUGGCGGACUCCGCGUGCCCCUCAGGCUCGGAAGACAGCCGCGCGUUGGCGACGGCAGAGGUGCAGGCGCACAUCGCGGUGCUCAAGGGGUCGCUGACGUGGCGGGAGGCGGAUCGAGUGGCGGCGAGGAAAGCGGCUCAUGCGAUAGCGGAGCUCGCGAAGCACGAGGAGCACGUGGACGCCAUAGUGGAGGAGGGUGCCAUCCACGCGCUCGUGCCGCACCUAUCAGCGCCGGCGGUGGAGGAGGGCGACGGGCCAAUCGCGUGCGAGCACGAGGUCGAGAAGGACGCCGCUUUCGCGCUCGGCCUGCUCGCCAUCAAGCCCGACCACCAGCGGCUAAUAGCGGAUUCGGGCGCCCUCACCGCGCUGGUGGCGCUGCUAAAGCGGCGGCCAGGCCAACCGCCCGCGGCAUCAGCAGCAGCCGCGCCCGCUUCAGCGCCAACCGCCCUCGGGCUCGCCCCCGCAGGCACCACAGACGGCGCAGCAGCAGGGGGCGCGCAUGUAGGCGGGGCAGGGGGAGCAGGCGCGGGGGCAGGCGGAGUGGGGGCGGAGGGGGGGGCUGGGGCGAGCCCUGCAGUGGCGCGUGUGGUGAAUGGCGUGGUGCGGCGAGCAGCAGACGCCAUCACGAAUCUGGCGCACGAGAAUGGAACCAUCAAGAGCCGAGUCAGGGCGGAGGGCGGAAUACCACCGCUGGUGGAGCUGCUGGAGUCGCUGGACCCCAAGGUGCAGCGCGCUGGUGCAGGCGCUCUCAGGACACUCGCCUUCAAGAACGAGGCCAAUAAGAACCUGAUAGUGGAGUGCGGAGCGCUGCCAACGCUCAUCUUCAUGCUGCGAUCGGAGGACACGGGCAUCCACUACGAAGCGGUGGGCGUGAUAGGCAAUCUGGUGCAUUCCUCGAUGAACAUCAAGAAGCUCGUGCUGGACGAGGGCGCGCUGCAACCAGUCAUCGGCCUGCUCAGCUCGCGGUGCACGGAGAGUCAGCGGGAGGCAGCGCUGCUGCUGGGGCAGUUUGCCACCACGGACCCCGAGUGCAAGGUGCGCAUAGUGCAGAGGGGGGCAGUGCGGCCGCUGAUCACAAUGCUGGAGGCGCCCGACCCGCAGCUCAGGGAGAUGGCCGCCUUUGCCCUCGGCAGACUGGCGCAGAACGCGGACAACCAGGCGGGCAUAGUGCACGACGGGGGGCUGCGGCCGCUGCUGGAGCUGCUGGAGUCGAAGAAUGGCAACCUGCAGCACAACGCCGCCUUCGCGCUCUAUGGGCUCGCAGAGAACGGGGACAACGUGUCGGAGGUGGUGAGGGAGGGCGGCGUGCAGCGCCUGGUGGAUGCGGAGCUGAUUGUGCAGGCCAGCAAGGACUGCGUGCAGAAGACACUCAAACGGCUGGAGGAGAAGAUGGAGGGCAAGGUGCUCCGGCAUCUGCUGUACCUGCUGCGCCAGUCAGACAAGAGCGUGCAGCGGCGGGUGGCGGCAGCGCUGGCGCACCUGUGUCCCGAGGGGCAGCAGCGCGCCAUCUUCGUGGGGGCGGGCGGGCUCGACAUUCUGCUCGCCAUGCUCGCCUCGCCGCCCUCGCCCCGCCUGCAGCGCGAUGCUGCUGUGGCCCUGCGCACACUCAGCAAGCGCGCCACCACUCUCAACCCCAUCGACACCGCGCCGCCUCCCCCCACGCCCCAGGUGUAUCUGGGGGAGCAGUACGUCAACUGCCCCACGCUCUCAGACGUCACCUUCCUCGUUGAAGGGACGCGCUUCUACGCGCAUCGAAUCGCCCUGCUCGCCUCCUCCGAUGCCUUCCGAGCCAUGUUUGACGGCGGCUACCGAGAGGAGAAGGAGGCGAAGGACAUAGAGAUUCCCAACAUCAGCCUGCCUGUCUUUGAGAGCAUGAUGAGGUGCAUAUACACGGGGGCGGUGGAGGUGCGGCCAGAGAUGGCACAGGACCUGCUGAGGGCGGCGGACCAGUACCUGCUGGAGACGCUCAAGCGCCUCUGCGAGCACGCCAUUGCGCAGGAUCUGACGGUAGAGAACGUGGCGAAUGUAUACGAGCUGGCGGAGACGUAUCAUGCGCAGUCGCUGCGGCAGAUGUGUGUGCUGUUCGUGCUGGACCACCACGAGCAGAUGUGCAACCUCCCCGGGUACAAUGCACUGCUGCAGCGCAUGGUCCCAGAGACACGUGAAUACAUCUCCCGUGUGCUUCGGCCUCGCCUGCCCUGA